Molecule: messenger RNA, 435 nt
Organism: Trichosurus vulpecula (common brushtail)
Lineage: Eukaryota; Metazoa; Chordata; Mammalia; Diprotodontia; Phalangeridae
Product: basic phospholipase A2-like
Exons: 4
Coding region: 1-435 (144 amino acids)
Biological process (GO): lipid catabolic process; arachidonate secretion; negative regulation of T cell proliferation
Molecular function (GO): phospholipid binding; calcium ion binding
Source: RefSeq, a predicted model, not a curated record
AUGAAGACCAUCUUUCUGCUAGCUGUACUAAUGGCCUCUGGCUUAUCUGAGGUGAAAGGGAGCUUGCUACAAUUCGAAAACAUGAUUGAGAAGGUUACAGGGAAGAAUGCAGUACUUAACUAUGGCUUCUAUGGCUGUUACUGUGGCUUGGGAGGCAAAGGAACCCCCCUGGAUGGUACCGACAGGUGCUGUUUGGCCCAUGACUGCUGCUAUUCAAAGGUGAAGAAUUUAGGCUGCAAACCCAAAACACAGAGCUACAAGUACACCUAUCAGGAUGGAUCCAUCAUCUGUGGGUCUGGUGACAACUGUCAGAAGCAAAUCUGUGCCUGUGAUCGAGCAGCUGCCUACUGUAUGAAGAGAAACCUGACGACUUACAGUAAGAAGUAUCGCAACUACCCCAAUUUACUGUGUAAAGGGGAUAAACCUAAAUGCUGA